UAAUGGAGCCACUUCGGGAAUGAAUUGGCCACUCAAAAAAUAAAAAUAAAAAAUAAAAAAAUGCCACACUAAUCAAUUCCUCGAUUGAGGAAAGAGAGGUCCCGGACCAUGGCUGUUCCUUCCGAGCAAUUUCCUGCUUGUUCUUUGCUCGGAUCCGAAGGAACAAGUCCAGUGCCAUCCAAGAACGCACAAGGUAAAUCCCUUUCUUUGAUUGCAGGAUGCUGAGGGAUUCCAUUUUUGGCUCCUCUUCUUGGAGCAUUUGACCAGUAGAUGAAACUUGUCGUCGCCUCUGUUUGUGCGUUUCUCUUCUUCUCACGACCCUGAUCUAUGCCUGGAUUCAACCGUUUCGCCGGAGCUAAGAUAUGAUCAGAUCUGCUCUUCCAAGAAGUGGUUUUUCCAUCGAUUCAUUUUGCUUUUGCAGCAUCGGAGGCGAGAUGAGUGAAGCGCCCGCUGCAAGAUACUGGUGCCAUGCCUGCGGCCGAAUGGUGAAUCCGGUCGCGGAACCAGAACUGAAGUGCCCCCUUUGCGACGAUGGCUUCGUGGAAGAGAUGGAGAGCGGGGGACUAAAUGGCUCCGACUCCGAUCCGUCCCUCGCCCUCUGGGCUCCGAUCUUGCUAGAGAUGCUGGGCGGGUCAGCUCGGCGACCGAGAUCCAGAAGAGGCCCCAAUCUGGAUCGCGAGUUCGAGAACUUCGUGAGGCGGAGGCGCAGGGGAUCUGCCAUUAUCCGGCUGCUUCAGAGCCUGCAAGACGAUCUGAGGUCAGGCAUAGGCAACAUGGAAGCGGGUCUGGAAAGGGCAAGGGAAAGGGAAAGGGAAAACCUAAUUCUCAUCGACCCUUUCAACCAGGCCCUACUUCUCCAAGGAUCGUCGGACACAAACCGAAACGGAGGCCCUGAGGAAUCGAUCAACAGCGGCGGCGUCGGCGCCUCGUUGGGGGACUACUUCAUCGGCCCCGGACUGGACAUCCUGUUGCAGCAUUUGGAAGACAAUGAUCCGAGCGGGUACGGCACUCCACCAGCUAAGAAAGAGGCCAUAGAUGCCCUGCCCACGGUCAAGAUCGAGGAAGCUGCCGCAGGCUGUUCGAUCUGUCUCGAGGACUUCGACAUCGAUAUGGAAGCGAAAGAGAUGCCGUGCAGGCAUAAGUUCCAUAGUGAUUGCAUCUUGCCAUGGCUGGAGCUCCACAGCUCCUGCCCCGUCUGUAGGUCUCAGUUGCCUGCUGAUGAAUCAAAAUUUCCAAAUGGGUCUAGUGAUGGUCAUGGCGCCAGUGUUGAGAGGGGGGCUAGAGAUCAUAACGGGCUAUGGGUUCCUGUCCCAUGGCCUUUCAAUGGACUCUUCUCGUUAUCGCCUUCUUCGCAGAGCCGAGCGAACUCAUCGUGGAAUGCACCAUCUUCGUCGUCGUCGCCGUCUAACUCUGAAAGCAGCAACUCUCAUUGUGAGAACUGACUUUGUUGGGUCCUCUUUCAAUGGUGAAAGUUUGUGGAUGUGGAUCCUGAAGUUUGUUCUGGACCGUUGUGUUUUUUGUUUAUGGAAGAUGUAAUAAUUGAAUGUGAAAUUGCGUUGUAUGCACCUUUGUUUUUUACCAAGAGAUUGUUGGAAAAACAGAUUGUAGAUAUAAAAUAUUCAGUUUUUGGCAAUUUA
This is a messenger RNA of Zingiber officinale, 1637 nucleotides long. RefSeq names its product E3 ubiquitin-protein ligase SIRP1-like. The record is from RefSeq and is a predicted model, not a curated record. Gene Ontology annotation, cellular component: cytoplasm. The coding region runs from base 363 to 1442 and encodes 359 amino acids. Gene Ontology annotation, biological process: protein ubiquitination. Gene Ontology annotation, molecular function: ubiquitin protein ligase activity. The transcript has a single exon. NCBI's taxonomy places the organism in Eukaryota, Viridiplantae, Streptophyta, Magnoliopsida, Zingiberales, Zingiberaceae.